This is a messenger RNA of Saprolegnia parasitica CBS 223.65, 1005 nucleotides long. RefSeq lists its product as hypothetical. The record is from RefSeq and is a predicted model, not a curated record. NCBI's taxonomy places the organism in Eukaryota, Oomycota, Saprolegniomycetes, Saprolegniales, Saprolegniaceae. Gene Ontology annotation, biological process: proteolysis. The coding region runs from base 1 to 1005 and encodes 334 amino acids. The transcript is spliced from 2 exons. Gene Ontology annotation, molecular function: zinc ion binding; metallocarboxypeptidase activity.
AUGGCUCGCUACGUAGCGAUGCUGCUGUGUAUCGCUCUUUUUGCUGGUGUCGUUAAGGCGCAGACGAGUGCAGACGUGGUUGCGAACGAGGCGUGUCAUUUGACCCACGGCUUUGGCUCCUUGGCGACGGGCGCGCUGCGUGCCAGCGGCUUCUUUGACUGCUUUCGCCCGCUCUCGCACAUGGACGCCUUCUUGUCGGCGCUCGUGCUUCAGCAUCCCACGUUGCUGACCUCGUUGAUCGUCGGUUCGGCCAACAGUGGGCAGGCGAUACGUGCGUACACCGUGCGUUCCAGCGGUCGACGUGGAAAGGCACCUCGGAUCCUCUACCUCCAAGCCACGCAGCAUGCGCGCGAGUGGAUUGCAGCUGCGGCUGCGGUCUAUGUGAUUGCAGCGCUCUUGGAUGCAAUCAUGGGCGCAAAAGACCUGCCCUUUGACGUGGUAGUCGUCCCCGUCGUGAACGUCGACGGCUACAUGACGACGUGGACGACUGCGACCCAGCGCUACGGGCGCAAAAACAGCCGUGGCGUGGACCUCAACCGCAACUGGCCCAACCCGUUCUGGUCGACGGCGGCCGGCGUGCAGCGCGACUCGGACGCGUAUCCUGGCACCCAUGCGCUCAGCGAGAUGGAGACGUCGGCGCUGGCUGCGUAUUUGGGCAAGAUGCAGUCGCAGCUUGUGGCGCUUGUCGACGUGCACUCGUAUGCUGGCAUGGUGCUGUACCCGUACACGGACGCACGCACGACGCCGCCGCCAGCGACGCGUGCCUUGGUGGCGGCGGUUGCGAGCGCCAUGGGCAGCAACUAUUCGAGCGGGCAGCGGCUCGACGACCAAGUGCUCGUUGGCACCUUUCGAGACUAUGGCUGGCGAACGCUACGCAAGCCGUCGCUGACGAUCGAGAUUGCGGGCGCCGACUUUGUUGUGCCGGCGAGCACGAUCCGGCGCUCCGGCGACGACGUUGUCGCUGGACUCUACGCGUUGGCCAAGGGUAUCGCCGCGGGCCCGUGA